UCCUCCCUCACUUCCCCUCUUCUCUUACUCUUUUACUUACUGUUGGUUUUCCAGGCUACAUGAACCCAGACACGGGAGUUCUCCUGGGUCGGACCCCCUUCCGAACCCUAGCUUAGAUCGAAGUCGUCUGGAGCCCGCCUCAGGCACUGCCUCGCCAUCGAAUUGUCGCUCUUUUGUGCUGACAAUGACGCAGCUGGUUUUUGGUCCUGUUUUGGUGCGGAUUGGCGGAGUUUAGGGCUCCUUGGCCUGGGCUAUGGCGUGUUCGAAAUUCGGUAGCUCGGCGUGAGGUGAGGUCGGAGCUAUGCGGCUCUCGGGGAUGGUGGAGCGGAGGGAUGGUGGUGGUGUGGUUGGUAUGGUCCGGCGGGGGAGUAAGCGUCGAAUGGGUCGGCCUGUGCCGGCGGAGUGAGGUGCGGUUCGGCUGAAGCGAGAGGGGGUGAGGGGGAGAGCGCGGAGCAGGGAUUGUGGUUGCAACGGUCAUGGACGAGAUUGGUGCCAUUGAGCCGCCACGGACGGACGCGCAAGAUUUAGCGGAAGAGAGGGAGUGUGGGGAGAGCGAGAGGGGGAGGGGCGUAGGUGUUGGAGGGGAAAGCGGCAAUCGGAGCCAUCAGCAACUACCGGACGGAGACCCUGACGACGAAGAGGAUGUGUGUCGAAUUUGUAGGACGCCCGGGGACGAGGAGUCGUCGCUGUACCAUCCUUGUGCCUGUAGUGGCAGUAUCAAAUAUGUGCACCAGGAGUGUCUUUUGCGGUGGCUCAAUCAUAGCAAUGCUCGGCAGUGCGAGGUGUGCAAGCAUAUGUUUGCAUUUUCGCCCGUGUAUGCACCUGACGCGCCUGCGAGGCUGCCUGUGCGGGAGCUGUUCCUGGGCAUGACAUUGAAGGCUUUUAAGGGGGCACGGUUCUUCGUUCGCCUUCUGUUUGUAACCUGCGUGUGGCUUCUGCUGAUUCCGUUUGUAACUCUUUGGAUUUGGAGGUUUACGUUCGUGCGGAGUUUGGUGGAAGCGAACAGUCUGUUUUACAGCCGAUGGACUUUUGGUCUGCUACUCACAGACUGCCUGCACGGGUUCCUACUGUCGGCUGGAAUCGUGUUUAUCUUUCUGGGCGUGACAUCGUUGAGGGAGUAUUUUCGGCACCUGCGAGAGGUAGCUGGAGGGCAAGAUGGCGACAGGGAGGACGACGCAGUGGACAGGGGCUUGGGAGGCCGAGCUGGCAGGCGCUUAGGUCAGGUGGUUGCUGGAGUGAGAGGUUUUGGAGGCGAUGGGGGUGUGGCAGUGGGAGGUCCGCACGCCAAUAACGAGGUGGCUGUUGUGGCUUUACCUGCCCAGGGUCUCGCAGCUGGAGCUGGCCAGUUGCUGCGGCGGAAUGCCGAGAACGUGGCUCUUCGGCUGGAGAUGCAAGCUGCACGGCUGGAGGCCCAUGUGGAACAGAUGUUUGAUGCAGUGGAAGACGUGGACGGUGCCGAGGAUGUGCCAUUUGAUGAGCUUGUGGGAAUGCAAGGCCCCGUUUCCCACUUACUUGAGAAUGCCGUCACAGUGCUGCUGAGCAAUACGAUCUUUCUGGGAACGGUUGCUCUGAUACCAUUUACUCUUGGUCGGAUCAUUAUCUUCGUUUUUUCGAAGAUAAUGGUAGCCACUGGGAGCGCCGGAACCAUGGCACGUUGGUCAGAGACAGCCACGGGUGUGUUUGAUGGGAAUGGGAGCUCUCUGGUCCAGGGUCUGGUCAUCAGUUCUGCCGCUCGGUUGAUGGGGGAACUGAAGGAGAAUAAUGACAGCCUUUUCAAGUUGCUUGCCGAUCGUGGAAUCUCCAGCGAGAACACAGUUUCAGUUGCGAUACCUGGGGCUGCAGUCGGAGAAGCCUUGGCUCAGGCGUCGGCGUUCAGGUUUUCAGAUGCAACAACUGUGGCCGUGGGUUACAUGGCAAUUUUCUCAGCUGUAGUGUUUUAUCUGGGGCUGAUUGCUUUGAUAAGAUACAGCCGGGGCGAGCCCAUGACUGUUGGAAGAAUUCGCGGCGUUGCUUCCAUGGCGGAGGCCGCGCCGUCAGUAGCACGGCAGGUGAUGGCUGGGGUGAGCUACAUGGCUACAGGGGUGAAGGUGGCAUUCCUGCUAUUCAUUGAGCUCGGAGUAUUUCCACUGCUGUGUGGAUGGUGGUUGGAUGUAUGCACUCUAGGCAUUCGUGACGUCACACUGGCGCAGGCUGUAUUAUUUUUCUCGUCGUCCCCUUCAAUGAGCUCUUUUCUGCACUGGCUCGUGGGGAUCGUGUACAUGCUGCAGAUCAGCAUAUUCGUGAGUCUAUUGCGGGAGGUGCUGAAACCGGGGGUUUUGUAUUUCCUGCGGGAUCCAGCUGACCCAAACUACAACCCAUUCCGUGAUCUGAUCGAUGACCCUCUGCACAAGCAUGCGCGGCGCGUGCUUCUUUCUGUGGUGGUGUACGGCAGUCUGAUUGUGAUGCUGGUGUUUUUGCCUGUCCGACUGGCGAUUUCGAUUGCCCCUCACAUGUUUCCACUGGAUAUAAGAGUGUCGGAUCCGUUCACGGAGAUCCCAGCAGAUAUGUUGCUAUUUCAUAUCUGUAUACCAUUUGCUGUGGAGCACUUUAGGCCGCGUGCAACCGUUAAAACCGUCCUGUUUCAUUGGUUUUCAACUGUCGGGUGGGCUCUGGGUCUGUCGGAAUUUCUACUUCCUGAAGCUGAGCAGGCAAACGGAGUUGGCGGGAAUAAUAACGAAGAGAGAGGGGUUGGAGGAGAAGAGAGGGACCAUAAUUUUGAUGGCAACCAUCCAAGAGGUGGACAUGGUGACGUUGCGGGGAGUCGCCACCAGCUGGAAACAUCUAGUGUGGAUGUGGAGUACGAGGAUUCCGACAACGAGGGCGAACACGACACAAACGAGUACCAGUUUGCAUCAAGAAUCGUGCUUCUUUUACUGGGAGCAUGGGUAACUCUUCUAGCAUUCAAUUCGACGAUGGUGCUGCUUCCUAUCUCGAUUGGGCGAGUCAUAUUCACCUCGUUCUCGCGUCUUCCUAUAACGCGCGGUGCAAAGUGCAAUGACUUGUACGCAUUCAAUAUUGGGUGCUACGUGCUUUGGGCCACUGCUGCAGCAAUACAAUAUGUAGUAGGGUAUUUGCGGACCCACGACAUCCGGGUGUUUUUGCGGCAGGUUGUGAAGUGGUCAUCCAUCGUAACAAAGAGCUUCGUGCUUCUCUCACUCUGGAUUGUGGUGAUUCCGGUGCUUAUUGGGCUUCUCUUCGAGCUGCUGGUUGUUGUCCCGUUGCGAGUUCCUAUUGAUGAGAGCCCAGUGUUUCUACUGUACCAAGAUUGGGCGUUGGGAUUGGUGUUUCUGAAGAUCUGGACGAGACUGGUGAUGCUUGGACAGUUCGUGCCACUGGUGGGUGAUAGGUGGCGAGUGAAGUUCGAGCAAGUUCGGAACGAUGGGUUUUCACAUCUAAGGGGUUGGUGGGUAUUUACUGCAAUCGUGGCUCCAGUUCUCAUCCACCUGUUGACAGCUCUGUGCGUGCCUUACGUGUUCGCGCGGGGAGUGUUUCCUCUUCUCGGGUAUUCGUUGACGGUAAAUUCGGCAGUGUAUCGCUAUGCUUGGCUGAGUUGCCUGCUGUUCGGAACUGUCUGGUACGGUGGACACCGACUCCACCAAUGGUUGUUGGAUCUUCACGAUACCAUCCGCGACGAUCGCUACCUUGUGGGACGGCGGCUGCACAAUUACGGGGAGCAGAAGAAGGCUCCAGAUAGUCCAGGGUCAUUGAGGCUGCCAUCUGCGGGAUUGGCAGAUGCUGAGGAAGGUGCAGACGCGCAAGUAGAUGAAGCAUCAGAACCAGAGGAGCGGAAAGGCAGUGGAGAGGAAUCCGAAGCAGCAGCAGGCCACGCUGGCGGCAUUGCAAGUGAUUCAGAGAGUGUGAUGGACCCUGCAGUGACGGGGGCACAGAGGAUAGGGGCGAGCGGUAGCACACUAAAAUUCCGGGGUGCUAUUAGUCAUGAAUGCAUCAGCAGCUAAGACAUUAUUCAGCCUUGCAAUGUGGUGAAUGAAUCACAUGAUGCAGACUUGGAGUUGCACUUUUAUGUAUAAAUGUAGGUAGGUUCGCGGGUUCGCAGAGCAAUUUACGUGCCUUCGAGUGGCUGCACAUUUCGUCGGACCGAUGAUGAGUCUGCUGCGAUGCAGCAGAUCACUGGGACUCGUUGCUACAACUGGCUUAACCUCGCCAGUCUACAGUGCUCUCCGUGAUGUGAUGUUAGACCCUUCCAUGUCAUGGAGAUUUCGUGCAGAGGGAGCGGACAUGGAAACUUAGUAGGUAGUGUAGCUCCUGUUAAAUUCAACCCCAUUUUAUUGUACUAUCACUCUCUGGGCAGUUUAUAUCAAGUAAGCCUUGUGACAUAAAGAUGUCUAUAUUUUACCAGAAAGGUUGUA
This is a messenger RNA of Physcomitrium patens, 4406 nucleotides long. RefSeq names its product putative E3 ubiquitin ligase SUD1. Gene Ontology annotation, biological process: ERAD pathway. The record is from RefSeq and is a predicted model, not a curated record. Gene Ontology annotation, cellular component: endoplasmic reticulum membrane. NCBI's taxonomy places the organism in Eukaryota, Viridiplantae, Streptophyta, Bryopsida, Funariales, Funariaceae. Gene Ontology annotation, molecular function: zinc ion binding.